Symphalangus syndactylus (siamang) is the source of this 4823-nucleotide messenger RNA. It is a transcript of the gene SWT1, whose product is annotated as SWT1 RNA endoribonuclease homolog. Gene Ontology annotation, cellular component: nucleus. The record is from RefSeq and is a predicted model, not a curated record. Lineage: Eukaryota; Metazoa; Chordata; Mammalia; Primates; Hylobatidae.
GGCAAGAUGCCAGUAGUUCUUCCCUUUCAAGCCUUUCCAUGGGCUGUUUGAGUGUCCUCAUGACACUCUGGCUUUCCCUAGAGUGAGCAGUCCAAGACAGAACAAGGCAGAAGUCAUGACAUCUUAUAUGAUUUAGCCACAUACCACUAUGUAGCAAUAUCUUACUGGUUACACAGGUCAGCCCUAUUCAUUGUGGUAGCAGAUUACAUUAAGUGUGUGAUUACCAAGCAUCAGGAAUCAUCAGGAGCCAUCUUGAAGACUGGCCAGCACAUGAAGUCUCCCCUCAUUUAUGUUUUGAUUUGCAUAAAAUCAAUAGGAAUUUCACACUAGUAUGAAUAUAAAACAUUUGUCCGAAUAAACAUAAAUAUAAGUGUUUUUCUGGGAUAGUCCGCAAUACUGUCAUCCACUAACAGUAUUGACUUGGUCCACAGCAGGGCUGGAAAAGUGAGACUGGGAUGGUAGGUGGACAGAGGAACUACAGUGAGUGAAUUGGAAGUGGUUCAGAAUGAAAGAGUUAAUAUUCCAAGGAAGAAGAAUUCACUCAUUUAUUCACUCAGUAGGCAUUUAUGAGCACCUCAGUUUUUAAUAUAGCAUACUCAAGGAGCUCAGUGUCUAGUAGAAAGACAACCAUACAAGCAAGUAUGUAUGUAGACAUUACUGUGUACCAACCUAUGCAAGAUGUAUAUGUGUAUAUAUGUAUUUUUUAUUUUUUUUUAAUUUGAGUUUUGCACUUGUCACCCAGGCUGGAGUGCAGUGGCAUGAUCGUGACUCACUACAACCUCCGCCUCCCAGGUUCAAGCGAUUCACCUCCCUCAGCCUCCUGAGUAGCUGGGAUUACAGGCAUGCACCACCACACCUGGCUAAUUUUGUAUUUUUAGUAGAGACGAGGUUUCAUGAUGUUGGCCAUGCUGGUCUUGAACUCCUGACCUCAGGUGAUCCACCUGUCUUGGCCUCCCAAAGUAUUGGGAUUACAGUGAGCCAUGGUGCCCAGCCACAAGAUAUAUUUUACAUCCAUUGUUUGAGUACCUCAAAAAUCCUGUGGGAUGGGUUAUCUAUUUUACCAGUAAUGACACAAAGACUUAAAAAAAGCGUGAGAUUUGCCAAAGUCUUGUUCAAUGAAUGACUGAAGGUGUUUUGGGAAAAUGAAACUUAUGACUAAUUGGCUUUGAAGUGUGGGUGGUGAAGAAUAUAGCAGUCCUGGAGGCAGUUGAAAAUGGUGAUCUGAUGCCUUUUCAGGAUGUCCAGCAAAGAAUCCUGUGGGAAAAAAGAGACAUCUCAGAGGAAAGACACCACCACCUCAUCACCCGAUUUUGGUGAAAAAGACAAGAAAGAGAGAAAAACCUCAGCAAGUUCUACUAGUUCAUCUUCUAUAAGAUCAGUUUCAUCAGAAAAGAGAAAACUGAAAUCAGAUCAUACAGAUGUUCUGUACUAUAAUAUAAAAAGAAGACAAGAACUGAAAAGAUUGAGUGUAGAAAUUAACACUCUCAGAAGGAGACCAAAAAUCAGUUCUUCAUCCCAAAGACCUAUUAAACUCAAAGAAGCAUCAUAUUCAAAUGAUAAUCAAAUUAUUUCUCAGAGUCCUUCUUCAAAUGGAACUAAAAAAGACAUACGUAAAUUUGUAGACUUUAAACCUAAAGAUAUCAAAUUGACAAAUGCUGGAAGCAAGCUCGACCAUGGAAUUAAAGGCCUUAGUAGUCCUAAGAGUGCCAGUGAUGUGAAACCUAAAGCCGAAGGCCAGGCAAGUGAAAAUAAAUGGGCUCAUUUACUUGUUCAGGGAGAGAAGAUGAAAGAACUCAAGAAAGAAAGAAACAAAUUCAGAGACAAUUCUGAAAAAUGUGUCUUAGAGAAAUGGAAGAGAAAUCAAUUUUCUCAGGAUUAUAAUUCCAACAAGAUAAUGAAGGAACCCUUGGGAUCUAGAAGACAGAAGAUCAGUUUCAAAAUCCCUAUAAAAUCCUGUGACACCCUCCAGAAACUUGUAGAAGAAAAUGUCUUCAACAUAGAUUCUAACAAGUCAAAGACUAAGCAGGAAGAAAGAGAAUACCUGGAAAGCUCCCAGGUUUCAUUAAAUGUGACUAGGCAGAAAACUGAACAUUUACUUUCAGAUUUCACAUAUAAGCGGACUGUUCAUGAGUGGAAACGAAAACAUCAUUAUGACCAUCAAGAAAGUAAUGAUUCACAUUCUAGUGAAAACCUAACCCAGAGUUUUGAAGCACCAUGUUCUUCCGUGUCAUCUGAAAGUAUCCAGGAUGCAGAUCAAGAGAUGCAGAUAGUAGAAGAGCUUCAUGCUGCACGUGUGGGAAAAAGCGUGGAUUUACCUGGAGAGUUAAUGAGUAUGGAAAUUGACUUAGAAGAUGAUGUACAUUCCUCCUCUGGUAUACCCUCAAAUAAUACUUCAGACAGAAAGCUUCUAAUUGUUAUUGACACAAAUAUUCUGAUGAAUCAUCUCAAAUUUGUUAGAAUUUUGAAGACAACAGAAGUACCAGGUUUUGACAAACUUGUGUUAAUAAUUCCCUGGGUCGUUAUACAAGAGCUAGAUCGUAUGAAGGAAGGAAAACUACUAAAACAUGCCCAGCACAAAGCUAUACCUGCAGUUCAUUUCAUCAGUGACAGUCUCAAAAAUCAAGAUAGAAAGCUAUGGGGUCAAUCAAUACAACUUGCAUCCCAAAAACAUUAUGGAUUGAGUGAUGAGAACAAUGAUGAUCGAGUACUAAAAUGCUGUCUCCAGCACCAGGAAUUAUUCCCUUGUUCUUUUGUUAUUCUGUGCACGGAUGAUAGAAACUUAAGAAACAAAGGCCUAAUAAGUGGUGUGAAGUCACUCAGUAAAGAAGAAUUGAGUGCAGAGUUAUUACACUUAUCUCUGAACACAGAUGUGUGUCAUCAGCCUUGUAUUCCUAAGCAACAGUUGAAAGCAGAAACAACACCCUUGAAAGAGAGCUAUAAGGAAGAAUCUACAAAUUCUGGACUGUCCAUUCUGCUUGAGAGCAUUGUAUCUGAUCUUGAAAAAUCUCUUGGAACAGGUUUAUCUUCAAUAUUAGAAACAGAAAUGAAAAUUGCUUUUGGAAACCUUUGGAUGGAGAUCCUGUACCUGAAACCACCAUGGACUCUACUACAUUUACUACAGUGCUUUAAAAAACACUGGUUGGCUGUAUUUGGAUUAGUUAUGGAAAAGAACUUGCUUUUAACUAUUGAGAGCCUAUACAAAAAUCUCUGUAAAGCUAAUAAGGCAGUGGAUUUUACAACAGUCAAAUUCUUGCUUCAGGAUUCUAGAAUUUUGUUACAUGCUUUCAGUACAAGGUCAAAUUAUGAUGGUAUUCUUCCACAGACCUUUGCUCAAGUAAACAACCUCCUUCAGACAUUUGCAGAGGUCAAGACAAAACUUACGCCAAAUUCUUCAGAAAACACAGUGACUAAAACGCAGGAAGGUACUUCAUUGAAGUCUCAUAAUCAAGAAAUCACUGUUUUCUCGAGUUCUCAUCUUCCCCAACCCAGCAGGCAUCAAGAAAUCUGGUCUAUCCUAGAGAAUGUUUGGAUUACAAUAUAUGAGAACAGCACGGAUGUAUUUCAAAGAUUGGGCUCAAAUUCAGCUCUGACUACUUCAAAUAUAGCAUCAUUUGAAGAAGCAUUUAUGUAUCUUCAAAAGUUAAUGGCAGCUGUGAGGGGUAUUCUUGAAGGAAUUCAAAGGAUUUUGGCCCCAAACAGUAAUUAUCAAGAUGUUGAGAUCCUCUAUAACUUCCUAAUCAAGUAUGAGGUAAAUAAAAAUGUCAAAUUUACUGCCCAGGAACUUUAUGAUUGUGUUUCUCAGACUGAGUAUAGGGAAAAGUUAACCAUUGGAUGCCGCCAGCUGGUUGAGAUGGAAUAUACCAUGCAGCAGUGCAAUGCAUCUGUUUAUAUGGAGGCCAAAAACAGGGGAUGGUGUGCAGACAUGCUCAACUAUAGGAUAUAAAUACUGAUUUGUAACUUUAAAGGAAUUGCAUUUGUCCUUAAGAAUAACAGAGUAGUUUUCAAUCUAGUCACUCUUUUGGGCCAAACCCAAGAGAAUUUUAAGAAAUGUUUCAUAGGUAUAAAAAGGUGAUCACCUAUUACUGACAAUGUCAUUGUAGCUCUAAAAUGUCUAAUGUGUCCACUGUGGAAUAAACUGCAUAGACUCAACUCUUCUGGAGUUCACAAUGUCUCCCUACCUCUAUUCUUGAUAGUGAGCCAGUAUCUCUAAGGAAAGGAGAGCCGUAUUUUUAGUCAUCCUAGGGCAGGAGCCACUGUGGCAUCUGAGGAAGACCCAGGGUACAGUAUUAGCAUUUCUGUCAACCCUAGGUAUGGGCAUGUGACCAGAGACACUGCCAAACCCUAAGAAAUCAUUAGGACAUGAUCAUGCUCACCAUAUUUCACAAAUCUUAACAUGGGCUCUUUUUUAUGAUCAAACUAUCAUCCAUGUUGACCUGAUGAAAAGAACACCCUCCUUCACCUCCCUCAAGGUAAUGAAAGUAGAAAUUUGACUUAAGCUCCUACUUCCUUAUACAGCUUUUCCUUCUGUGGGCUUGUCACUUUUCAGUGCAUUUCUAGUGGGGAAGAGCAGGGCGACCCCUCUGCUGAGUUUCUCCUUAAAUGUGAAGCAUAAGAGAUUUAUAUAAUAGAAUUUGGUGGCAGUGACUGAUGUUUGUCUUUAGCUAAAACCAGCUGUUUAGUUGACUUUUUAGUUAUAGGAUAAGUUGGAAAUCCUUGUUUACUGGAAUAUAUUAUGCUUUUGUUAACACAUUAGAUUAAAUCGAAUUUGGUAUUCUAUUAUAAAUGUUUAUUUUUUAAAGCAAUAAAUAACUUAUUUUUGGUAA